Molecule: messenger RNA, 2366 nt
Organism: Marchantia polymorpha subsp. ruderalis
Lineage: Eukaryota; Viridiplantae; Streptophyta; Marchantiopsida; Marchantiales; Marchantiaceae
Source: the annotation of a GenBank genome assembly
GGACGACGACGUAACUCCGGCGGCCCGAACAGUGGUUGGCGAGCGCGAGAGGGGAGGAGCAGGAGGAGGAGGGCAGGGGCGCAGACGGAAGCGCUCUAUCGAUCGAGAAAGAGAGAGAGGGAGAAUUGAGAAGCAAUCGAUGGACUGGAGCAUGGGGGAGUAGAUAAAUCCGGAAAUCAGUAUAUCCUGUCUGUCAGUCUGUCUCUCGGGGUGGGCCGAUCGGGCGGGGAGUGGGGGGGAAGCUCGAAAGAGUGUUGUCCACUGCACCAUGUGGACGACGCUUAAAUUGCCUGCGCCCGCCGUCAAUGUGCCGAGGGAUGCUCCUCUAGCGCUCGGACGCUCGCCUGCUGUGGCCUCGGGCAUUGCUGGUGGUGCUGGUGGCCGGCGCUGGCGCGAUGGGGCAGUGUGCGGAUCGGGCUUGGCGCCAGCUCCUUCUGCUUCUUCCGUCCGCAGCCGACGAGGCCGAAAAAUCCCCGACCCGUGCGUGCCCUUAGCAGCAUCGCCGUCUCGUGCAGCAGAUGACGUCGCGCGCUGUCGAAUUUCCUCCUCGCGGUCCAGAUGUUCGAUUGGUGUGACCCGACUCUCUCUCAGUAGAAGGCAGCCACUUCGUGUGCGCAGCAGAACAGUUGUGAAUUGUAGGAUGGCCGACGAAGAAGCGUUAUUGUCUCCCGGUUCCAGCUCUGCCGCUGAGCUGCGCGAGCGUGAAGAGCAAGCUAGGGAAUGGGCUCACCAGCCCCGCCGCAUCGCCUUAUUUGUCGAACCCUCUCCAUUCGCGUACAUUUGCGGCUACAAAAAUAGGUUUCAGAAUUUCAUAAAAUACUUACGGGAGAUGGGCGAUGAGGUGCUUAUCGUGACCACACACGAAGGAGUGCCGACGGAGUUUUGCGGGGCGAAGGUCGUCGGAUCGUGGAGUUUUCGAUGUCCGUUGUACACUAUACUUCCACUCUCUUUGGCUCUCAGCCCCCGAAUAUACCGCGAGGUAGCCGACUUUAAGCCAGACAUUAUUCACGCAUCGUCACCAGGAGUCAUGGUCUUUGGAGCGUUGAUCAUUGCCAAGCUCUUGAGUGUUCCAAUUGUCAUGUCAUAUCAUACCCAUGUUCCUAUGUAUAUUCCAAAAUACACUUUUAGCUGGCUAGUUACACCGAUGUGGUGGGUUAUACGCUUCUUGCAUAGGGCUGCGGAUCUUACUCUCGUCAUGUCAAGCGCCCUCGGCAAGGAGUUGAAGGCGGCAGGUGCUGCAGCAGCUGAUAAAAUUGGGAUCUGGAGCAAGGGAGUGGAUUCGGAAAGCUUCCAUCCACGUUUUCGGAGCCAGGAAAUGAGGGUGAAGCUGACGAAGGGUCAGCCUGCAACUCCUCUAAUCGUUCAUGUCGGUCGGUUGGGAGCGGAAAAGAACUUGGAAUUUUUUAAAUUGGUAAUGGAGAAAAUACCAGAGGCUCACUUGGCUAUCGUUGGUGAUGGACCUUACAGGGGGGAGCUUGAGAAAAUGCUAGAAGGGAAGAAAGUCACGUUCACUGGAAUGCUGCAAGGAGAGGAGCUGUCUCAGGCAUACGCAAGUGCCGAUGUUUUCAUAACACCCUCAGAGACUGAGACACUCGGCUUUGUAGUUUUAGAAGCCAUGGCGUCCGGUAUUCCAGUGGUAUGUGCUCGAGCAGGAGGUAUCAUUGACAUCGUGAAUAAGGAAGGCGAGACCGGCUUCCUGUACACUCCAGGAGACUUGGAUGACUGUGUGGGAAAACUGAAGGAUUUACUUCACUCACCUGAAUUGAGGAGAAAGAUAGGAUCUGCAGGCCGCGAGGAAGUAGAGAACUUUGACUGGAGGGCGAGCACAAGACAAGUAAGGAACGAGAUGUACACCACUGCGAUUUGGUUCUGGCGUAGAAAGAGAGAGCAGCUGUCUAAUAGAUUUUCAUGGUGGCCGAUGCGACCUGCCCCUGUAACUACUUGAGGAGAUACGGGUUGCGAAUAUUUCUGUACAAUCUACAGCUUCUUUGUAUCAUUGCCCCUGCAUUGGGAGGGGUCCUCUCUUUCCCUCACUGUAUCAUUCUCCCUUGCUCGUCAGACCCGUGUCCAAAUGUAGUCUCUUUCAGUAUAUAUUGGUUGGUAGAUGUGUUUUACACAGAAGACCAAAGCUUGUGGAUCUGCUACCAAUAACACUGUUGUAGCAUAGUUUGAUAUGUGCGGUCAGCGUCGCUGUGGCACAUCCGUAACUGAUACGAGUAUGCGAAACUGACCUGUCGUCACAUUCUCGUGCAUUCUAUGAAAGUCGAAAAGUGUAUCAGAUGUCCCCUGGGACUUACUGAAGCAAUGCAGAGUUUCUUCCUGCUGUGUAAGAUUUCUUUGCUUUUGUUCUAGUACGAGAUAUUGUG